Messenger RNA from Protopterus annectens (West African lungfish), 3776 nucleotides. It is a transcript of the gene SMAD7, whose product is annotated as SMAD family member 7. Bases 1207 to 2349 code for a protein of 380 amino acids. Gene Ontology annotation, molecular function: transcription regulator inhibitor activity; I-SMAD binding. Gene Ontology annotation, cellular component: heteromeric SMAD protein complex. Lineage: Eukaryota; Metazoa; Chordata; Ceratodontiformes; Protopteridae. Gene Ontology annotation, biological process: BMP signaling pathway; cell differentiation; regulation of transcription by RNA polymerase II. The record is from RefSeq and is a predicted model, not a curated record. The transcript is spliced from 4 exons.
GUGAGAGAGAGAGAGAGCAGAGCGCCGGGCACUGAGGACUGGACGUGCAGUGCAGUCAGAACAAGGGAACGAGCGAGUGUGUCUGUACGUACUCGAGACGAGUAAAGGUGCGAGACGGAACCGCUGAACGUGCUUAUACUGACUGCCCUACGAUCACACCGCGGCGCCUAUUGCACGAGACACUGACUGUCGCUGGCGCUCUGUAAAGCAGAAGAAAAACUGAGCAGAAAUACACGGUUUGACUGGUACAACAGCCGGCUGUCUUUUGCAGGGAGAACGAGGGCAGACGGACUGAGACGGGGGCUUACUGGUACUUCCCACCAAAUAAAGGAGCAACAGCCCAAGGCAGAUUGCAAGGCUUGUUCACCUUCCUCCCAGAUUACUGCCUUUUUCUAGUGACUGCAGUUCGAACCCCUUUUUUAUUGAGUGGAAAAGUGACCAUCCGCUCUCAGUAAAGACGCCAAGGGCCGUAUGAAGGGGUUUCUCUAUUGAGGUGUCAGUUCAUUUCAUAGUCCCUAUUUGGCUGAUCGCAUAAGCAAACGGAGCCCACCUUUCUUAGGGAAACAAGGAUUGUAUGGAUUUACAUGAUUUUGUUGAUUUAUUUGACGUGAAGAGAAAGAGACGAGUCUGGCUUUGAAUGGAUGUAAUGGUCUGCUGGACACAUUUCCCUCUGGAACUGGAAGAUGCAGAGCAGUUUGCACAGUUAAAUUCGGCUUUUGGGAUUCUUUUUAUUUGUAUGCUUGCAGUAUUUUUGUUAGUAUGAAAAUCAGUAAGGUUAAAACGAUGUGGAUGCAAUGAAUGCUUAGAUCUGGAUGUAUUUAUAUAGCUUUGGAUAUGGUACAGUAUUUUGUAUGCCUUGUGUCUGCUGCUGAUCCCGUUGGCUAAACAACUUGGGCUGAUUUUUAUUAUAACUUUUGGGAGAUUUACUACAACUAAAAUUUAAUUUGUUUUGUUGCCGCUGUCUGGUGCUUCUUUCAUUUGCAUUCUCAGACAGUGUUUGCAUUCAUUUUUCUUUUUUUGCUGGCAUUUCAGCAUAGUGGUCUGUAAAGGAGACUGGCUCCAGUUUGCUUCAGCUGCUCCAGUUCCCUUCUCAUUUAUCUCCGUUUUGCAGACUGCUUACUCUUGCCUGGAUUCAGAUCCCGGAUUCUUCAUGAUUUGCGGACAACAUGCUCGUUUUUUAGCCGGGGAACCCUCAUUUCGUCCCGCAUGUUCAGGACCAAACGAUCGGGGCUCGUCCGGCGACUCUGGAGGAGCCGUGCGCCUGGGGAGGUUGACGGGGAGGCGGACCCUCGGGCGCAUGGAACCGGAGGCUGCUGCAUGGGCAAAGCGGCCAAAAUCGCGAAGACCAGCGCUGUUUCUGGUGGCUCUGAAGCUGAACUGAAAACAUUGACCCAUUCUGUCCUAAAAAAACUCAAAGAAAAACAGCUAGAAGUGCUCUUGCAGGCAGUGGAGUCUAAGGGGGGUGCCAGGAGUUCAUGCCUCCUCCUGUCUGGCAAGAUGGACUCCAAGCUGGGUCAGCAUACAUUCUCUUUUCCAUUGCUGCUGUGUAAAGUGUUCAGGUGGCCGGAUCUUAGGCAUUCCUCGGAGCUAAAGAGACUGAUGUGCUGUGAAUCUUAUGGGAAAUCUAACCCUGAGCUGAUUUGCUGCAACCCCUAUCACCUCAGCAGGUUGUGCGAAUUAGAAUCUCCCCCUCCUCCUUACUCCAGAUAUCCGAUGGAUUUUCUCAAACCUCAUGCAGAUUCACCAGACUCUGUGCCUUCCUCCACUGAAACUGGGGGAACAAAUUAUUUGGCCCUUGGUGGGCUGUCAGAUUCGUUAGUUAUGCGAGAGCCAGGCGAUCACUCAUACUGGUGUGUGGUAGCAUACUGGGAAGAGAAGACGCGGGUGGGACGCUUAUAUUCUGUCCAAGAGCCUUCCCUCGAUAUUUUUUAUGACCUACCUCAGGGGAAUGGCUUUUGCCUCGGACAGCUUAAUUCAGACAAUAAAAGCCAGCUAGUACAGAAAGUCCGCAGCAAGAUUGGGUACGGCAUCCAGCUGACCAAAGAAUUGGAUGGGGUGUGGGUGAACAAUCGCAGCAGUUACCCCAUAUUCAUCAAGUCGGCCACACUGGACAACCCCGACUCCAGGACGUUAUUGGUUCACAAGGUGUUCCCCGGCUUCUCCAUUAAAGCUUUUGAUUAUGAGAAGGCCUACAGUUUGCAGCGACCCAAUGAUCAUGAAUUCAUGCAGCAGCCUUGGACUGGAUUUACUGUGCAGAUCAGCUUUGUCAAAGGCUGGGGUCAGUGCUACACAAGACAGUUUAUCAGCAGCUGCCCGUGCUGGUUAGAGGUUAUAUUUAAUAACCGAUAGCUCAGUGCUGAAUAAACUCUAAAAUAUUUUAGCUACUCUGCUGCUAUGGAAUUCCUUCCGAGUACUUGCUUUUCAUGACAGCUUUUUCUUUAGAACAUUGCAAUGUUGUGAGUGCCACAUGGACUGAUUUUCUUUUUUUUCUUUUUUCCCCCCAUAUAGGAUAUUAUACUAGUAACUGCAUCAUGAGGACUAUAACAGUUGCAGGAAUCCAAUGAUUUGCUGGUGUAUUUCAGUGGACAAUGUACUAGCAGUAUUGAAACCAUCCUUAGAAUACACUGUUUAUGUAAUAUUUGUAGGUCUGUGUUGGCUUUUUUAGGAAGCACUUUUUUGACAUGGGUACAUAUUCAUCUGUGACAAGGAUCAGAUGCGGACUCCGUGUUAAUAGCUGUUAUGGUGGGUGGGCAGGUAGGGGGGAUAAGCUAAAACUUGUUUCACAGUUACAAAUGUUUCUGCAGCUAGGCACUGUAAUUUUUUUCUCCUAAAGUGACCUCUCUGAAUGGGGGGUAACAGCACAUUAAUUUGUUGGCCAAAAUAAAAUGAGUGUAUUUGAGACAAGUCAUCCUUGGCCUCCAGUUGUGUAGGGAUGCUACAGACAACCCAACAGAUUCAAAAAGUACACUGAGCUUGCCUUUUAAAUGCAGGGCUGCCUUACACAGCUGGACAUCAUGGGUUGGAUUAUGUUUUUGUGCUUAUGAAUUACUUUGUCAAGUACAUAAAAAGAUGGUGUAAAAGGUGAGCCAUCAGGUUGCGCUGUGGCACCCUUGUCCACAAAUUAUAUGGAUUAUUAAUAUUUUUCACCCAAUUAAUUUCUGUAAAUUGCACAUUGUUGAAAUACUAUUUACUCAAACUGCUAAUUUCACUUUGCUAGUAGGCUGUCCUUGAAACAGAUGUUUUGAUGGAGAAACUAUCCCAAAAUGGUUUCUCAUUAUUCAUUUGAGUUUGAUGCUGCAGAGUGCAAGGUUUAAAUUAACCAGUCUUCUCCCACUUUAGGCUCCUUUGCAAGAAAUUGUGUUUUAUAUUUUAGUUAAAACACGGUUGAGCUUGAAAGUAUGUAAUUUUUAUUCCUUACAAGCUAAAGUUGACAAGAAUAGGAAGUACUCUUUGGAAUGGAAGCAUUGUAGUUGGAAAAAGUGGAAUCCUUAAAACAGAUUUAUUAAAGAAAAAAAGUUGUAUUUUAUGUUAUAUAUAAAUAUAUUAUUACUUGUAAAUAUAAAGACGUUUUAUAAGCAUCAUUAUUUAUGUAUUGUGCAAUGUGUAUAAACGAGAAAAAUAAAGAUGCACUUUGCUUAAUAUAAAUGCAAAUAAGAAAAAUGCCAAAUUACAGAUUAACAUGAUUGGUGUUUUUUUUUCUAUGGGCGAUAUCACCCACUUGAAUGUUUUUUUCUAAAGGAGUUUAUGUUCCAUUAAAACAUAAAAUGUACACUUAA